GUUCAUUCUCCUUAAAUAUCGCGCUUUGAAUCAAUUUCCUCAAAAGAUUUCUACGAUUCAUAGGAACAAAACACCACUGUUUAACUCAAGCUUAACCAUGAGAGCCUUGGUAGUACUGCUGUGCGUGAUGGCCGCGGCCAGCGCCGUCACCUUCUCAGAUCUGGUGAAAGAGGAGUGGAAUGCAUUUAAGAUGGAGCAUAACAAAAAUUACGACAGCGAGGUAGAAGAUAAUUUAAGGAUGAAGAUAUACGCAGAGAACAAGCAUAACAUAGCCGUACACAACCAGAAGUUCGCGCGUGGUGAGGUCUCGUUCAGACUGAAGGAGAACAAGUAUGCAGACAUGUUGCAACAUGAGUUCGUACUAACUAUGAACGGAUUCAAUAUGACAGCUAACAGUGAUCUAUCCGGUAAGGGUGGGCGCGGCGUUACCUUCAUCCCUCCAGCCAAUGUGAAUUUGCCGGACCAUAUAGACUGGCGAGAAUACGGCGCAGUCACAGAGGUCAAGGACCAGGGCAGGUGCGGCUCAUGCUGGUCCUUCAGCUCGACCGGAGCACUGGAAGGACAGCAUUACCGCAGGACCCACAGCCUGGUGUCUCUCUCGGAGCAGAACUUGAUCGACUGUUCCACAGCGUACGGCAACAAUGGCUGCCAUGGUGGUCUCAUGAACAACUCUUUUCUAUACGUCAAAGAAAACGGAGGCAUUGACACUGAAGAUAGCUACCCAUAUGAGGCCACAGAGAAUAAGUGCAGAUACAACCCAAGUAAUGCCGGAGCCUAUGAUAGUGGCUAUGUCGACAUCCCGGCAGGUGAUGAAGGCAAGCUGAUGGCCGCGGUGGCCACGGUGGGCCCUGUCUCCGUCGCCAUUGACGCCUCGCAGUCCUCCUUCCAGUUCUACUCCGACGGUGUAUACUUUGACGAGAACUGCUCCUCCUCUUCUCUAGAUCACGCCGUGCUGGUGGUUGGCUACGGCACUGACGAGAAUGGCGGUGACUACUGGCUGGUGAAGAACUCUUGGGGCCGUUCAUGGGGUGACGUCGGAUAUAUCAAGAUGGCGCGCAACCGAGACAACCACUGCGGCAUCGCCUCCUUAGCAUCAUACCCACUUGUAUAAAUACCCCUUCCCCAUCACCUUAUCUAUCCCCCCACUAUCCCCACUAUGGUACCAAACCCAAGACCUCAUAAAUGUCAAUAAUUUAGGAAACUGACAAAAACUGUCAUGUGUUUCUACUGACGACAUCGCUAAUCUUAUGACUUUCAACUUUGUUACCGCGAAAAACAUGACACAUAUUGCGUUUUGGUUAAUAUUUCUAUGUGUGACGACACAAUUUUCAAAGGUUGGUAAUUGACACCAUCAUACGUCAAAAGAAAGCGUUAGCCAAUCAGAUGGCUGCAUUGUCGACAGUGGCGCCACUUGACAGCUCUGGUUCAAUAUCCCCUCUCCUUACUACCUCUUUCCUAACUACACACGAUUUAGUCGAUUUAUCUGAACUUAAGCUGAUUUGUCUUGCAUGUUGGUACUAAACAGAAUCAAUUUAAAACCAGACCAAAUGAUUAUUUUAAGGGUAAUCUAAAUAAUAAAUGAAAGAAAAAAUAUUUUAAGA
Messenger RNA from Papilio xuthus (Asian swallowtail), 1601 nucleotides. Its product is annotated as cathepsin L-like. NCBI's taxonomy places the organism in Eukaryota, Metazoa, Arthropoda, Insecta, Lepidoptera, Papilionidae. The record is from RefSeq and is a predicted model, not a curated record. Gene Ontology annotation, biological process: proteolysis. The transcript is spliced from 7 exons. Gene Ontology annotation, molecular function: cysteine-type peptidase activity. The coding region runs from base 98 to 1111 and encodes 337 amino acids.